AUGGGCGCAUGCGAGUCUCGCGCGAAGAAAGGGCCGCCUCUCUCCGCUUCUUCGUCGGGUUCGCGAGUCCUCGCGCGCCUAGGCAAAUGUCUCCCGACCUGCUCCUGCCGCAACGGGGGCGCCUGUCUCCGCACGCGGGACCGCAGCACCGGCGGCGAGGCCGGCGGCGGGCUCCGCGGCGACGGCGGCGCCUCCUCCUGGACUCGGCUCCGGGGCAACAUCCAUAAAAAAUACCUUAUUGGUCGCGUCCUCGGGAAUGGCGCCUUUGGCCAGGUUCGCGAGUGCGUAGAUCGGCAGACCAAGGAGAGUUUGGCUGUGAAGGUGAUGACGAAGAAGGGGCGGGACAAAGGAGCCUGGAGCGCGUCCGAGAUGUUCAGACGAGAAGUCGCGAUUCUCUCUGCGCUCUCGCAUCCGAACAUCAUACGCUUGGUCGACGCCUUCGAGGACAGACACCACCUCUACUACGUGAUGGACAAGUGCGAUGGCGGCGAGCUGUUUGAGCACAUCGUCCGCCGCAAGCACUUUGACGAAUGCGAUGCCAGUCGCCUCUGCAGGCAAAUGCUACUGGCGCUCGACUACCUGCAUUCCUUCAACAUCGUUCAUCGAGACGUCAAGGCAGAGAACUUUCUGUUCCGCGACAAGUCCUUCGACUCCACGCUCGUCCUUAUCGACUUCGGCAUGUCCGCGCGUGUGCUCCCUGACCAGACUCUCUCCGAGGUCUGCGGCUCGCCUCACUACCUGUCGCCAGAGCUUCUGCGGCGGCAGUACUCCUGCCCGGCAGACAUGUGGGCGCUGGGCGUCCUCGUCUUCUUGAUGCUCUACGGCCGAUAUCCCUACGACGGUCACACAACGAGUCGAAUCGUGCGAGACAUCCUCUACAAGCCUCUCGACUUCCGUUCCAGGCACAUUCGCCCCUCCUCGCUGGCGCUGGGCUUCAUUAGAGCCCUGCUCGAACCCGACCCGAACAAGCGCAUGACCGCGCAAGAGGCCUUGCAGCAUCGGUGGAUUCUGGAGGGCGAUGCAGACGCGCGGCGUGAGAAGGAAGAAGCCCGAAUCCCGAUCGAGAUUGUGCGGUCGGCCCAUCGCAAGGUGACUGCGGGACGGAUCGUGGCGAAUCGCGAAGACGGAGAGCGGCGGAAAAGGCGCGAGAGUGCUGCCGGCGGCUUGCACCAUCCGCAGCCUGGGGUGAUGCGACCCCAGCGGACCGAGGACCCUUGCGGCCCAAGGACCCAGAAUCGGUACUGGUACAAGGGCGGCUGGCAGCGGAAGCCCCGGGUUGCUCCGGAGUACACCAGAAAAAACACGCGUCUGGCAACGACACCCAGUCGAAUUCAGCGGCGACACCAAGAGGAGCUCGCCGACAUCCUCAGAGACGCGUCGAUGGGGUUGCUCGUCAAUCGCAGCAGCAGCUUAGGGAUGUCUGAGGAGGUGUCACGCCUCCCGACCGUGUCGGGCUCGCCUCCAGGCGGCGGCUCGGAUUUUUGUUUCUCCCGCACAGCAGCCUCAAAGGACCUCGAGAGCAGCGACGAGCUCCACGCCCCAGCAGACGAUGCCGCGCAGGCGCCCGCAGACCGCCCUGCAGACGCGCCUCGCGGGCCGCGAUCGUCCUGCGCCGUCUCCGACGUCUCCCGGUACGCCGCGGCGCCGACGCUCCGCCGCCGCACCGAGGGCGGAGGGGGGGCCUGUCGCCGAAGACGACGCGCCUCUCAUGUGAGUGGCGUGAGUCGCGAAGAAGGUCGGAGGAACUCCGCACAGCAGGCGUGUGCGACGCGGUGA
Molecule: messenger RNA, 1776 nt
Organism: Besnoitia besnoiti
Lineage: Eukaryota; Apicomplexa; Conoidasida; Eucoccidiorida; Sarcocystidae
Product: CAM Kinase family, incomplete catalytic triad
Exons: 9
Coding region: 1-1776 (591 amino acids)
Biological process (GO): protein autophosphorylation; peptidyl-serine phosphorylation; intracellular signal transduction
Cellular component (GO): nucleus; cytoplasm
Molecular function (GO): calcium-dependent protein serine/threonine kinase activity; calmodulin binding; calcium/calmodulin-dependent protein kinase activity
Source: RefSeq, a predicted model, not a curated record